Molecule: messenger RNA, 5888 nt
Organism: Dalotia coriaria
Lineage: Eukaryota; Metazoa; Arthropoda; Insecta; Coleoptera; Staphylinidae
Product: protein jagged-1b-like
Exons: 14
Coding region: 513-4505 (1330 amino acids)
Biological process (GO): multicellular organism development; cell communication; Notch signaling pathway
Cellular component (GO): membrane
Molecular function (GO): Notch binding; calcium ion binding
Source: RefSeq, a predicted model, not a curated record
CGUUGCAUCGUGCAUGCAGAGUUCGUGCGCGUUCGGUCCGUUUACGCGUACGUUCGCAGCGCACACGCAUAUCACAAUCACGUCUCCUUCAGCAUACUCUCUAAACGUAUCGCAGUGUCUUCCUAUCAGUGGUAACACACCAUCGAAAAUUCAACACGCAGCCAACGAAAACAUUAAAACACAAUGUGCGUUACUUAAAACUCAAUUCAUUAUUAACAUUAUUGGUGAUUUUGUACUUGUGGACUUGUCUCGAAAAUAUCAGUGGAAUGUUACUGCUACAUCGUGCGAAUUUUGUGUGAACUUGUUUCGGUUUUUUGUUUAUUAUCUGCCGGUGUGUGUGCGAGUGAGUGUGGUGUGUUGUUUUGUUGAUAACGCAGGCACGCACAGGACGCAGAGGACGAUGAUGCAGCGUCGCAUUGCAACGUCGUCGCGGCCGUCGCUGUUUUAGUCGCUCUUUCGAGGAGGUUUGGUGAUUCGAACGCGGCUCGCGGUUGUUGUUGUUCGCGGUGAAGAUGUGCAGUGUCGUGUGGCGACUUUUGUGUAGGAGCAUGUCACAUGGAUAUUUAUUACACUUUUUCCUUCUGUUGCUCAACUUAUUACAGUGCGCGCAUGGCUCCGGUUUCUUUGAACUGCAGGUGCUGGAGAUGGUCAACCCGCUUGGGGAGCUGACGAACCGGGAGUGUUGUGGAAAUGCCGGCGGCGCUGGCGUCGGAAACGGCAUCGGCAUCAUGCAGCGUGCCUCGCUGGCAUCGCGCUGUACGACGCCGUGCAAUACUUUCUUCCGGCUUUGUCUCAAAGAGUAUCAGAGCAAUGUGACCAGCACCGGGUCGUGUUCCUUCGGGAACACAUCCAGUCCGGUGUUAGGUCGUGAUACCUUCACUCUUGCGGAUCCUGAACGCGGAAAACUCGUCUUGCCAUUCAGCUUUCGAUGGACGAGAUCUUUCACACUCAUCUUACAAGCAGUGGACCACAAUAACUAUUCAGAUCCAGUGAGUAACAACCUGAUAGAAGAAGCCACGUAUUCAGGGAUCAUCGAUCCGAGUGCAGAUUGGCAUACGUUGGACUUCAAAGGGAGGCAGGCGAGGUUGACUUAUCGAGUACGAGUACAGUGCAAUACUCAUUAUUAUAAUGCAACGUGUACGAAAUUCUGCCGCCCGCGAGAUGACAAGUUUGGACACUACAUGUGUGAUUCAAACGGCGACAAGGUGUGCAUCGAUGGAUGGAAGGGCAACAAUUGCGAGACGGCUAAAUGUAAAGAUGGAUGCCAUUCAGAGCAUGGAAAGUGCGACAAUCCAUGGGAAUGCAAUUGUCGAAUUGGAUGGCGUGGCGAAUUCUGCGAUCAAUGUGAACCGUAUCCGGGAUGUAAGCACGGCUACUGCAACGGUUCCUCAUGGCAGUGCAUUUGUGAUACCAAUUGGGGUGGCAUCCUCUGCGAUCAGGAUUUAAAUUCAUGCGGGACACGUGAACCGUGUCAAAAUGGCGGAACAUGCGAAAAUACCGCCCCUGAUAAUUACCGCUGCACAUGUCCCGAGGGAUUCUCUGGAACCAAUUGUGAGGUGGUGGACAACCCUUGCGCGCCUGCGCCGUGUCAACAUGGUGGUACAUGUUUGGAGGCGGCUGGCAGCUUCACGUGCGAAUGCGUGCCUGGAUGGACGGGACCCACGUGCGAGAUAGAUAUUGAUGAAUGCGCCUCGUCUCCGUGCCAGAAUGGCGGUACCUGCAUUAAUCUCGAGGAUGCCUUCAGGUGCGACUGUUCUCCUGCAUGGGAGGGCAACCUGUGCCAAUUUGACGCCAACGAGUGUCUGCUGGAUCCGUGCAUCAACGCAGUGGCGUGCACUAAUCGCGUCGGCGAUUAUCACUGCCAGUGUCGCGUUGGUUGGGCCGGCCACAAUUGCAAUCAGAACAUCAACGAUUGCGUCGGCCAGUGCCAGCACGGCGCGACGUGCAUCGAUCUCGUCAACGACUAUCAUUGCGCCUGCCCACCUGGAUAUACAGGCCGCGACUGCGCCACGGACAUCGACGAUUGUGCCUCGAAUCCGUGCAAAAAUGGCGGCGAAUGCGAUGAUCAAGUCAACGCCUUUCGAUGCAUCUGUCCCGUGGGAUUCACCGGCCACGAAUGCGAGAACGACCAUGACCACUGCAGCCCCAAUCCUUGCGAUAACGACGCCCCGUGCCUUAACACACAAAGCGAUUACUACUGCCAUUGCCACGAGCGCUGGCAGGGAAAGAACUGCAGUACACCGCGGAUUGUCUGCGAUAAUCCACCAUGCGACGAUGGAUUCGACUGUAUGUUGUCGUCACUGGUUGGCGGCCGACUCUCUGACGUUGACAUGUGCGGGGAACAUGGCCAGUGCGUCAAUCAUCUAGGCUUCGGGUACCGGUGUUCCUGUAAACCGGGCUAUACAGGGAAAUACUGUCAUGAGAAUAUUAAUGACUGCAAGGCGAAUCCUUGCGAAAAUGGCGGCACUUGUAUUGACAAAAUCAACGACUUUCAAUGUAUUUGUAAAGAUGGCUGGGAGGGAGCUCUGUGCAAUAUAAAUACAGACGAAUGCAGUGCAACUCCUUGCCAUAACAAUGGAACUUGUAUUGACAAAGUGGCUGACUUCCAAUGCGACUGCCGUAAUGGAUGGAAAGGUAAAACGUGUCAAUUGAAAGACAGCCAUUGCGAUCAUUCUACGUGCAAAAAUGGUGGCACGUGCCAAGAUUUAGGCAACACCUUUGUAUGUCGAUGCCCUGCUGGCUUUGACGGAACAACAUGCCACCUAUCCAAGAGAACCGCGUGUCGUUCAAAUCCUUGUCUCAAUGGUGGUACUUGCGUCAACAAUGGCGAUUAUUAUCAGUGUUUGUGUCGAGAAGGAUUUGAAGGUAACCAUUGUCAGGAAGACGUCAACGAUUGCAAUCCACAACCUUGUUACAAUGGCGGAAAAUGCAUCGAUGGAGUCAACUGGUUCUGGUGUCAGUGCGUCAAUGGUUUCACUGGUCCUGAUUGCCGAAUCAACGUCAACGAUUGCGCCUCUAAUCCUUGCGGGUAUGGUGCAACGUGUGUGGAUGGUAUUGCAGAUUUUCAAUGUAUCUGCCCCCCUGGAAAACGUGGUAAACGUUGUCAAUGUAUGUUUUACAAAACUUUUUUUUUAUCAUAUUACCGUUUAUUAAUUUUUAUUUUAUUUCUUAUUUUAGUUGAUGAUAUCUCGUACCUACCACUUCCGGGAAGCUGCAACUGGCAGGGCCAUUUUCUGGAGAACAACUCAACAUGGCAGCACGAGUGCAACACGUGUGUUUGCAUCAACGGAGCUGUAAAAUGCACGCGCAUCUGGUGUGGGCUGGGUAAUUGCCGCGCUGGGCACAACAACCCUAACUAUCUUUGUAAUAACAAUCAAGUUUGCGUACCGAUGACGGAAACUUGUCUCACACCACCGUGCCAUCCAUAUGGCGAAUGUCGUGAUUUGGAAAGUGGGCGACGUGUGAAACCUCCUUCACUUCCUGCGCCGAGUUCCUGUUGGCCUAAUCAAGCAAUUUUGAGUAACACAUGCGCUCGUCUUACUCUCUUGGUGGAUAGGAGUAAGCUACCUAGAGGUGUAACUGUUGAAGGACUCUGCAAUGAUCUUCGGCGUUUAUUGGCGAAUUAUGAACUUGCCAAUGAUUCUCUCAACGAUUUAGUUUUGCUUUGCGACUUAAAGCUGGAGUAUAACGAUUCAGUUGAAGUUACUUUAAGUGGAAAUGAUGGUGUUAUCGAUGGAAUUCGUAUCCUUGGGGAAGCAAUUUCACGCAAGCAAACUUCGUUAUUAGCUCUCACGUCUAUAGUAGAAGUUAAAGUUGAGACUGCUUUGGUAUCUGAAGAACCAUCCAGCAAUAAAUACCUAAUAACGUUAGUUUUCUUCCUGAUCAUUCUUCUCUGCGCUGCUGGGCUUUCAGUUCUAUACUUUUUGCGUCAACGCAGACGCAAUUUGGGCCUUAGUGGAAUGAAUUUAUCACCAAGCUCGGAAUCUUGCCAUAGGAAUCAUGAAGAUGAGAAGAAUAAUCUACAGAAUGAAGAAAACCUUCGAAGAUAUGCGAAUCCUCUAAAGGACGAUGUUGGUAGUCUAGCCAGCAUCAACACUGUGGCGGGUUGUGGGCUGGAUAUGCCUAAAGUAAGUGUAGUGCGGCCAAUUUCUUCAAUACUGCCGCAUGAAUCAUCCAGUGAGAUGCUCGAGAUGAUCUCUGAAACGGAGUGCGCUGGAUCACGCAAGGGAAUGCUCGUCGCACCCGGCACCAGCUCAGAGCACUCACUGAAGAUCAACGACAUUGCCUUCCAUGACGGCCUUAAACCGGCGCAUCGCAGCAGUCAGAUCAUGCUCUACAAGGCGCAGAAUCCUGACGUACGGAAAAACACAGCCGCCUUUGAUGACUCUUCCGGCCACAAGGACUUCAGUAAGAGUGUGAUCAAUGUGAACAAACCACGGACAUCGUCGCAACAUACGCACGGUUGCGGCAGUGCAAGCGCGGAUGUGCUCACGGUGCUAGUUUAAAUUUGCUAGAGUAGCACCGCUCACGGAGGGGCCAGUGUAAUAAAUAGUAAAGUAAUGUCAAGCCAAUGUUAGGCAAAUCUAAACAAUGUAAAUCGAGGCAAUGUGUAGUCGAGCCGAACCGAUAAUAUCGAUAAUGUGACACAAUAUUUUCUUCCUCACAUUUUAGAAUGUCACUUUCUCGCCAGAAUAUUUUGAUAAGUGCUAGCUGCAAGCUGUAAGCAAGCUAUUUAUGAUCUCGUGAUGAUAUGAUGAAAGAAAAUUAAAUGACGACAAGAUUAUGUAUGUAUUUAUCGAUGUAUCUGAUAUAUCUGAUGGACGUCACAAAUCACGAUCGGUUUGUCUCUUUAGUGUGAUAUUAUUUAAUACUUGAGUUUGUUUUUCUUUCCUGCGCAAUUUUGUUAGCAAAUCUCUAUAGUUCUACUAUUUUUGCAAGGUUCAUGCAUUUCUGUUGAACUUAAACUUGUGGAGAGAGCACAUAAAUGCAGGAACCAACUUAUUUAAUUAAAAUACGGCAAUCAUGAUGAAUGUUGAACGCGAUGAUUGGUGUAAAUAUUUUUGUUUUUUGAUUUUUUAUAGUAUUUUAUGUUUUUGCGUAUGUAUUUAUUUAUAAUUUGUUCCUGAUAUACAUGUAAACUAUUGUAGUUUAUUAUAAUUUUUGCCGGAGAAAGAAAGAAGUUCUAUGAAACGUAAAGAAAAUCUGUAAAGUUGUAACUGUUUUACAUCUCGACGUCGAAUGGAAACUAUUGCGACUUCAUUGGCAAAUGCAAUCGUCGAAAUGUAGAACAGAGUUAUAUUUAUAGUGAUACUGUACUAAGUUAAGCGACAAUUGUACAUAUGUAUAUAUUAAGAGAUUAUUAAUUGAUUGCGCGAUACGUCGCGACAGAUUUAUAGAAAUUUAGCUAUUCCAUAUUGAUAAUACUGUAAUUUAUGAUAUGUAAGUGACGGCGCAUGUUGAAUUUUCGAUUAUCUGUGUCUUAUUUGCGCGUACUUAUCGAUGGCAUUCACACUCACUGUUUCGUUAACGGGACUUAACAUCGAACGUUUAAGAGAACGUUGCAAAUGUUAAUAAUCAUUAAGUAUUCUUAAAGAGAAUAUCGUAAAUAUCGUCGAUUGUUGCGAAAACAGGCGAUACUAACAUUUCAAGUGACGAAAUUUUAGAUUUAAUUAAUUCUAUUUUAAACUAUUUAUAAAAGAUAAUUGUAUGUUGUAUAGAUAACUUCUGUUCCCGGCUAAAUAGUCUAGCGUUUAAUUAGUUCUUAAAGUUUAAUAGAGACCAAGGCGAUAAAUAUCUGAUAUAUAAUUGAUGUAUAUUAUGUAAAGAAGAUAAUUUCAUGAAUGUACUAAUUUUAUAAAAAUUGAUUCAGAUAAAAAAUAUUGAAAAUA